CUUUAAUAACUAUUUGCCUUUUUUUCCCCCUCAGCCGAAGCUGCUCUGAAACAGCCAGGAACGAAGGCAGGCAGGCAGGCAGGCAAGCAAGCAAGCUGGCUGAACGGAGGACUGGAUUGAACCGCGGGCGGCUGUGUGGGUGAACCGGCGCUUCGGAGCAGCUGCGCCGACAGGAAAAGCCACCCUGCCGGCUUCUUUGAGGCAGUUUCUUCCUGGGCUGGUGGAGAAGCGACCGAGAGAGAGAGAGGAACGAGGCGGGAGGAAACCGAAGCCUCCGAGCCGGAGAGCAGGGCAGGCUUCGGUUGCUCGAGGGCCGGCAGGCACUUCGGGGGCCUGGCGGCAAUUGUGGGGGGUGGGGGGCUGUUCUGAAACGAUGGCUUCCUCCCCCCGCGUUUUUCCUUUGUGUUCUGGAUCCCUGAUCCCAGCAGCUCUCACAGGAGGCGAAGAAAGCCGCGAGUGAAGUGAUUCAGCAGCUUGGCUCAUUUCCUUCCCGGCUCUGAAGCCAGAAAGGGAUUGAGUUGGGGUGUGUGUGUGUGUUUGCGUGUGAACACACCAGCAUGGGCCGGAGAUCGGGAACCCUGGGCUGCCCUGACCCCUGAGGAGGACUCUCGUGUCCCAAGGCAGCUGGGACUGUCGGGAAAGCCCCAAACUGAAGUUUUCCUAUUUGAUAGGGAGGAAGCCUCCUUGUCUUGGCUUAGCUGGGACCUGCCAUGUCCGGAGGGAUGAAGUUUAAUGGAUACAUGAAGGUGCGCAUUGGGGAGGCUGUGGGGCUCCAGCCCACCCGCUGGUCACUCCGGCAUUCCCUGUUCAAAAAGGGAUACCAACUGCUGGACCCCUACAUCACAGUGAGUGUGGACCAGGUCCGUGUGGGACAAACCAGCACCAAGCAGAAGACUAACAGACCUACUUACAACGAGGAGUUUUCUGCCCCUGUCAACGAUGGGCGCCAGCUGGAGCUGGCAGUCUUCCAUGGCACCCCUAUUGGCUACGAUGACUUUGUGGCCAAUUGCACGGUGCCCUUUCACGAUCUGCUUCAUGGCACAGGGUCUUCUGACAGCUUUGAAGGAUGGGUGGACCUGGAACCUGAAGGGAAAGUAUUUAUAGCAAUAACCCUCUCAGGCAGCUUCACGGAAGGAACACUCCAGAGGGACAGGAUCUUUAAAAACUUCACACGGAAACGCCAACGGGCCAUGCGCAGGAGAGUUCACCAAGUCAAUGGACACAAGUUUAUGGCAACAUACUUGCGGCAACCAACGUACUGCUCACACUGUCGGGAAUUUAUCUGGGGAGUAUUUGGAAAGCAGGGAUACCAGUGCCAAGUUUGCACGUGUGUUGUGCACAAGCGUUGUCACCAUCUCAUAGUUACAGCUUGCACGGGCCAGAAUAAUAAAAAGAAGAUGGAUAUGAAGUUUUCUGAGCAGAGAUUUGGAAUCAAUAUCCCACACAAGUUCAGAAUCCACAAUUACAAAGUGCCAACCUUCUGUGAUCACUGUGGCUCUCUCCUCUGGGGAAUCUUGCGACAAGGGCUCCAGUGCAAAAUGUGUAAAAUAAAUGUACACAUUCGGUGCGAAUCCAAUGUAGCUCCAAACUGCGGAGUGAAUGCAGCAGAACUAGCCAAGACGUUGGCAUGUAUGGGACUGCAACCUGGAAAUAUCUCUCCAAAUGGGAAGUUAGUCUCAAGAUCAACGUUGAGACGCCAGAAAAAAGACAGCACAAAGGAUGGCAGUGGGAUGGUUGAAGUCUCAGCCAGUAGGCUUAAAAUUGAAGAUCUCAUAUUCAUCCGAGUGCUGGGGAAAGGCAGUUUUGGAAAGGUAAUGCUGGCUAAAACGAAAGAGACGGGAUAUCUUUAUGCCAUCAAAGUGCUGAAGAAAGAUGUCAUUCUUCAAGAUGAUGACGUGGAGUGUACCCUAACAGAGAAACGGAUCCUGACUUUAGCAAGAAACCAUCCUUUCCUCACUCAGCUUUUCUGCUGUUUUCAGACCGCUGAUCGCCUCUUCUUUGUUAUGGAGUUUGUGAAUGGAGGGGAUUUGAUGUUCCAUAUCCAGAAAUCCCGUCGCUUUGAUGAAGUCCGAGCCCGAUUCUAUGCUGCAGAAAUCAUUUCAGCCCUCAUGUUCCUUCACGAGAGAGGCAUCAUUUACAGAGAUCUGAAACUGGACAAUGUGCUGCUGGAUCAUGAGGGCCACUGCAAGCUGGCAGAUUUUGGAAUGUGCAAAGAAGGAAUCCAUGAUGGGAUCACCACUGCAACAUUCUGUGGAACCCCUGACUAUAUUGCUCCAGAGAUUUUGCAGGAGAUGCUUUAUGGUCCUGAUGUUGACUGGUGGGCGAUGGGGGUGCUCCUCUAUGAGAUGCUUUGUGGCCAUGCUCCAUUUGAAGCUGAAAAUGAGGAUGACCUCUUUGAAGCUAUUCUCAAUGAUGAAAUUGCCUACCCAACAUGGCUCCAGGAAGAUGCAGUGACAAUCUUGAAAGCUUUCAUGACAAAGAACCCUAAAAUGCGACUCGGCAGUAGUGCCUUGGGGGGAGAGAAGGCAAUUCUCCUGCAUCCAUACUUUAAGGAACUGGAUUGGGAUCUGCUAAACCAACGCCAGAUUGAGCCACCUUUCCGACCUCGAAUCAAAUCAAAGGAAGAUGUGAGUAACUUUGAUCCUGAAUUUUUAAAGGAAGAGCCAAUCUUGACUCCCAUUGAAGAAGGAAUACUAUCCAUGAUCAACCAAGAGGAAUUUAGAAACUUUUCUUAUACAGAUCCAGAAUUAGAGUCUUAGCUCCAUGUUGACUGGACUCUAUUCAGCAACAAAGAAGGAUUGGAAUACGGGAUUGCCUAGACAUUUGUUCAAUUGGACCAUCCAACAGGCAGACUUAUACAAUGCAUCAGAGUAAAGAGGAGAAAAAUGAAAGUGAGGAGCUCAGUGGGAACAAGUAAAUGAAUGAUGCACAAAAGAGGAAUGGGUAGAGCUUGUUAGCUCUGAAUGGCUACUGAAGUAACUUUGUAGUAACUGUGGGGAAUUUCUAGAAAGACAAAAUCAACUCUGAGCCAAAACUAUCUUUUUGCAGCACUGUUUUCCCACAAAAUAACUCAGUUGAACUACUUUCUGCAAUCAAGGAAGCAAAAAGGGAAUAGGGCUGACUGGUUUGAACUGUAUUAGGGAACGGUUACAUGUGCUACUACUUUGCUUAGAAGUUAUAGGUUCAGGUUUCCUCAAAUCUGAGUGAGUACACAUCUGUUUGAAACA
This is a messenger RNA of Pantherophis guttatus, 3227 nucleotides long. RefSeq names its product protein kinase C eta (gene PRKCH). The record is from RefSeq and is a predicted model, not a curated record. Gene Ontology annotation, molecular function: diacylglycerol-dependent serine/threonine kinase activity; ATP binding. Gene Ontology annotation, biological process: protein phosphorylation. NCBI's taxonomy places the organism in Eukaryota, Metazoa, Chordata, Lepidosauria, Squamata, Colubridae.